Aedes aegypti (yellow fever mosquito) is the source of this 3306-nucleotide messenger RNA. RefSeq names its product V-type proton ATPase 116 kDa subunit a (gene Vha100-1). NCBI's taxonomy places the organism in Eukaryota, Metazoa, Arthropoda, Insecta, Diptera, Culicidae. Gene Ontology annotation, molecular function: proton-transporting ATPase activity, rotational mechanism; ATPase binding. Gene Ontology annotation, cellular component: vacuolar proton-transporting V-type ATPase complex; plasma membrane; vacuolar proton-transporting V-type ATPase, V0 domain. The coding region runs from base 276 to 2882 and encodes 868 amino acids. The record is from RefSeq and is a predicted model, not a curated record. Gene Ontology annotation, biological process: vacuolar acidification; proton transmembrane transport. The transcript is spliced from 9 exons.
UCGGCUGUCAGUCUUCGUUGGCCAGCGCACAAAGAAGGUGCUUGCUCCGUGUGGUGUUUUCAAGUGUUUAGUGUACGGGUGAGAGGGAGUGCAGUGUGAAGUGAAAAAGUAAUUUGGUGCAAAAGUGGAGGAAUCCAUCGAUCGUCUCCGUUGAUUCCGUUGGCUGCCGAAUUUGGAGGAACAAUCGCACAUUUGUCGCAAGCCUCAUCGGCCGGACCGGGAGUACAUUUUGGUGAUUUGUGCGGCACGCGGGAGUAAGGCCCAACCCUCCAACCAUGGGUUCGCUGUUCCGCAGCGAAGAGAUGACCCUGUGUCAGCUCUUCCUGCAGAGUGAAGCCGCGUAUGCGUGCGUGUCCGAGCUGGGAGAACUCGGCCUCGUUCAGUUCCGGGAUCUCAACCCGGACGUGAACGCGUUCCAGCGCAAGUUCGUCAACGAGGUGCGCCGAUGUGACGAGAUGGAGCGCAAGUUGCGCUACCUCGAGAAGGAAAUCAAGAAGGACGGCAUCCCGAUGCUGGACACGGGCGAGAGCCCCGAAGCUCCCCAGCCGAGGGAGAUGAUCGACUUGGAGGCGACCUUCGAGAAGCUGGAGAACGAACUGCGCGAGGUCAACCAGAACGCCGAGGCGCUCAAGCGCAACUUCCUGGAGCUGACCGAGCUGAAGCACAUCCUGCGUAAGACCCAGGUCUUCUUCGACGAGCCACAGGCAGCGGUCGCAGGCAAUGUACCUAAUAUCAUGUCACGGAACCGCUAUCUGCAGAUGGCGGAUUCGCACAGGGAAGAGGAACAGGUUAACCUACUCGGUGAGGAGGGCAUUCGAGCUGGUGGUGCCGGGGCACAGGGACAAAACCUAAAACUAGGCUUCGUUGCUGGCGUCAUUUUGCGCGAACGCCUUCCGGCUUUCGAACGGAUGCUGUGGCGAGCCUGCCGUGGCAAUGUGUUCCUUCGCCAGGCCAUGAUCGAGUCACCGCUGGAGGAUCCCUCGACUGGCGACAAGGUCUACAAGUCGGUGUUCAUCAUCUUCUUCCAAGGCGACCAGCUGAAGACGCGCGUCAAGAAGAUCUGCGAGGGUUUCCGCGCCACGCUGUACCCGUGCCCUGAGGCUCCGACCGAUCGGCGCGAGAUGGCCAUGGGCGUGAUGACCCGCAUCGAGGACCUGAACACCGUCCUCGGGCAAACGCAGGACCAUCGCCACCGGGUGCUGGUGGCCGCUGCCAAGAACCUGAAGAACUGGUUCGUCAAGGUGCGCAAGAUCAAGGCGAUCUACCACACGUUGAAUCUGUUCAACUUGGAUGUGACCCAGAAGUGUUUGAUUGCCGAGUGCUGGGUUCCGCUGCUGGAUAUCGAAACCAUCCAGAUUGCGCUGCGCCGGGGAACGGAGCGGUCCGGAUCGUCCGUACCGCCGAUCUUGAACCGGAUGGAGACCUUCGAGGAUCCCCCAACGUACAAUCGCACGAACAAGUUUACCAGCGCCUUUCAGGCCUUGAUCAACGCUUACGGUGUGGCCAGCUAUCGUGAAAUGAAUCCGGCCCCGUAUACGAUUAUCACGUUUCCGUUCUUGUUUGCGGUGAUGUUUGGCGAUUUGGGACACGGUGCCAUCAUGGCUCUGUUCGGCUUGUGGAUGGUGCUGAAGGAGAAGCCGCUCGCUGCCAAGAAAACCGACAACGAAAUCUGGAAUAUCUUCUUCGGUGGACGAUACAUCAUUUUCCUGAUGGGUGUUUUCUCGAUGUACACUGGAUUUGUGUACAAUGACAUCUUUUCCAAGUCGUUGAAUGUGUUCGGAUCAGCUUGGAGCAUCAACUACAACACAUCGACUGUGAUGGAGAACAAAGCUCUGCAGUUGGAUCCCGGCAGCAAGGACUACUCGGGAACGCCCUAUCCGAUCGGUUUGGAUCCGGUGUGGCAAGUGGCUGAGAACAAGAUCAUCUUCCUGAACGCCUACAAGAUGAAGAUUUCCAUAAUUUUCGGCGUCAUUCACAUGUUGUUCGGUGUGUUCGUCGGACUGUUCAACCACCGCUACUUCAAGAACAAGCUGGCCAUCUACUGUGAAUUCAUUCCGCAAGUCAUCUUCCUGGUGUUCCUGUUCUUCUACAUGACGUUGAUGAUGUUCAUGAAGUGGACCAAGUACUCGGCCGAUAGUGAAGAUGUUAGGUUCUCCGCUGGAUGCGCUCCGUCCAUUUUGAUCACCUUCAUCAACAUGGUUCUGUUCAAAGCUCCCGAGAAGGGAGUCGAAUGUAGUCCGUUUAUGUUCGCUGGACAGGAGGGUUUGCAAAAGUUCCUGGUCAUCAUUGCACUGCUGUGCGUCCCGUGGAUGUUGCUCGCCAAGCCGAUUAUGAUCAUGCGUAGUCGCAAGGAGGCAGCCCAUCAACCGAUGGUCCCGUACAGCAACGAAAACGGUGAUGCAGAAACGGGUCUCAACCAGCAGAACGCAACCCAGGGCGGAGCAGCUGUACAGCAGGGAGCUGGUGGUGGCGGCCAUGGACACGAUAACGAGGAAAUGUCCGAAAUUUUCAUCCACCAGGGCAUUCACACGAUCGAGUAUGUGCUCGGAUCGGUUUCGCACACUGCUUCCUACCUGCGUCUGUGGGCCCUGUCGCUUGCUCAUGCUCAACUGGCUGAAGUGUUGUGGAACAUGGUGCUGAAGAACGGUCUCCAACAAGGUGGCUGGAUCGGCGGAAUCGCUCUCUGGGCUAUCUUCGGAUUCUGGGCCGUACUGACUGUGGGCAUUCUGGUACUUAUGGAAGGUUUGUCCGCUUUCCUGCACACUCUCCGUUUGCAUUGGGUCGAGUUCCAGAGCAAAUUCUACGCUGGUUUGGGUUACGCAUUCCAACCGUUCUCGUUCGAAGUGAUUUUGGAGACCGGUUCCAGCUCUACGGAAGAAUAAGCGUGGAGUGGAAACUUACCUAUAAUAUAUUGAUUAUCUUAAAACAAAAAAGUUCAACUCGAAAUAUAUGAUAUAAUGAAAAGCGUUACAUAGUUACAACGCCGGGUGCGCAGCAAACUAUUCAAAUUAUUACACCCGAGCUGAUUUGGCGUUGGCUUCAAAGCCUGACCUUACGGAAAAAAACAUUGCAUGAAAAUCGUUAAAAUAACAGCACUUUAAUGUUUAUUGUACUACUUACUGAAUGCAAGCAAACAGUACUCUCUAUUCAAAAUUUUUGAAACAGCAACCAAAUAUUCAAUACAGGAUUAUAACAGAAGUGUAAAAGUUAAUGUUUGUCAACCAUAACCAUUCAAUAGUAGAUGUAUCCCCAUAUUGACGUUCAAACAGAUAAUAAAUGUAGAUUUAGCACAUUAGCAGCAGCACA